Molecule: messenger RNA, 2741 nt
Organism: Octopus sinensis (East Asian common octopus)
Lineage: Eukaryota; Metazoa; Mollusca; Cephalopoda; Octopoda; Octopodidae
Product: zinc finger protein 726-like
Exons: 2
Coding region: 1088-2260 (390 amino acids)
Source: RefSeq, a predicted model, not a curated record
CAACGAUGAGAGAUAUCCGCUGCCCGACGCACAAAGGUGUGAAGGUGUCCAUCCGGAAGAAUUCCUACCUUGAAAAGUCCAGGCUAAAGCUACGUGAUUUCCUCACAUUAACAUUUUCAUGGAGUCUCAACAUAGCGAUUCCAGCAGCAACAGCACUGACCGGUUUGUCCAAAAGCACCGUGAUCCAGUGGUAUUACUAUAUCCGCGAUAUUACGAGCAACCACCUUCACAAGAACCCAUACCAAAUUGGUGGAGUCGGGCACAUCGUUGAAAUUGGUGAAUGGAAAUAUAACAGAGGUGGGAUGCCACAAGGGAGGUUUGUUUUCGGAGGAUGGGAUAGAGAAGACAAGAAUGGUUUUCUAGCCGUCGUACCUGACCAUUCCUCCGAAAGUCUGCUACCCGUCAUCGAGAAAUUUAUAAGACCAGGCACUACGGUUUAUUCGGAUAGUUGGGGUGCUUACAAUGGGAUUGCUGAAAUGGAUGUGACACCCAAAUACAUCCAUUUCACAGUCAACCAUUCCAAGAAUUUCGUUGAUCCAGUGACACACGUACACACGAAUUCUGUGGCGUGUUACUGGAAGAAUGCGAAAAGGCGCUUUAAGACGAUGAUGGGGGCACACUCCAACAUGAUGGAGCUGUAUCUGGACGAAUUCCUUUGGAAGAACCGAUAUGGGAAGUGUGGGAAAGAGUGUUUUGAGAAUAUUCUCAAACACCUUUCCGAAUGGUACACAUUCGAAGAAGCGUGAUGAACAAAUAAUAUCAGAUGACAUUGGCAUAACCAAAGAUACAUUCUCAUUAUUUAUCAUCUUUUAAAGACCAGAAUGAAAAUAUUUUACUGAACAGAUAUAUAAGAUUGUUUCUAUAAAUCUGUGGUGGAAUUCCUCUGAUAUAUUUACUCUGAAUUGUGUUAUUAGCAAAUCUUCUGGACAUCACUGGCUGGAGUGUCUACAAGAUGAGCCUGUUUGCAAAUUAUACUGGGAAAAAAUUUACCAAAGAGUUUGGUGACAAGGAUAACACUGGACAGCAAUACAGCAGUUGAAAUAUUUGGAAACAAAAGACUACUGAAGCAAGAAGUAGAAUAAAAAUAAUGGAAAAGAGUGAGAAAAUAAAGGAACUGAUUUUUCCUGAAGAUAAAGAAAAAGGGACACAAAAAUUGUCGCAUAAGUGUGAUGUGUGUAAAAAGUAUUUCUCUCAAAAGAGCAGCUUGAAUGCGCACAAACGUAUUCAUAGAGGAGAGAAGCCCCAUCACUGUGACAUUUGUGGUAACUCAUUCCGUCGAAAUUAUACCUUGACUGUACACAAACGUAAUCAUAGAGGAGAGAAGCCUUAUCAUUGUGACAUCUGUGGUAAAUCAUUCUCUCGAAAUUAUAACUUGACUAUUCACAAACGUAUUCAUACAGGGGAGAAGCCUUUUCACUGUGAUGUCUGUGGUAAAUCAUUCUCUCGCAGUGGCAUCUUAGUUUCUCACAAGCGUUUCCAUACGGGGGAGAAGCCAUUUCGCUGUGACAUCUGUGGUAAAUCAUUCUUUCGGGAAAGUAGCUUGACCACACACAAAUAUAUUCAUACAGGAGAGAAGCCAUAUCCCUGUGAUGUCUGUGGUAUACCAUUCUCUGGUCGAAGGGCUUCGUAUUCUCACAUAUGUGUUCAUACAAAGGAAAAACGAUUUCGCUGUGGCAUCUGUGAUAAAUCAUUCUUCGAAAAAGGUAACUUGAAUACACACAAACGUAUUCAUACAGGAGAGAGGCCAUAUCACUGUGAUAUCUGUGGUAUGUCAUUCUCUGUCCAAAGUAUUUUAAAAUCUCACAAACGUGUUCAUACAGGAGAGAAGCCUUUUCACUGUGAUGUCUGUAGUAAAUCAUUCUCUCAGAGGAGUGCUUUAACUACCCACGUACGUGUUCAUACAGGAGAGAAACCAUAUUGCUGUGACAUUUGUAACAAAUCUUUCUCAUUCAAAAAUAGCGUGAUUAAUCACAAACGCAUUCAUUCAGGAGAAACACCAUAUCACUGUGACUUUUGUGACAAAUCAUUCUCUCAAAAGGGUGUCUUAACUGGACACAAACGUAUUCAUACAGGAGAGAAGCCCUAUCGCUGUGAUAUCUGUGGCAAAUUGUUCUCCAGAACUAGUUCUUUGACUACACACAAACGUAUUCAUACUGGAGAGAAGCCAUAUUCUUGUGAUAUCUGUGGUAAAUCAUUCACUCAACGUGGCAACUUAACUUCUCACAAACGUGUUCAUCAGGGGAAGAAGCAAUCCCACUGAUAUUUGCGCUAAAUCAUAAUCUGUAAGGGGUGACUGAGCCCUUUACCAUGCAGAUUAUUCUGUCGAAUGUGAGGGUUAUUUAUUCACAUAAUUUUCAAUUUGUCAUGCAUUCACCCACAGCUUUCAAGUUUUGAUGAUUGUAGGGUAGGUAUGAGAGGCUGUGUCUAACUUGUUUGAACUAAAAUUGGUAGAAUGUUUAAGCCAGAUACGGCAAGUUUAAAUGCUGAAGGGUUAACACUAGAAGUACCAAGAUUUCUUAUUACUUACAAGAACCAUAGUGAUCAUUUUUGACUGUCAUUGAAAAUCUUAUUUAAUAGAAUUUUUUUAAAUAUAAACAAAUGCAGUGAAUAAAGGAUUUGAAAAUGCAUUCUUUUAGCAUUCAUUUACAUGCAAAAAAUAUAUACCUAUAUAUAUGUGGAGGCGCAAUGGCCCGGUGGUAUGGGCAGCAGACUCGUGGUUUUGAUUCCCAGACCGAGUGUUG